ACUGCCAUGAGUUCUUUAAGUGCAAGUUUUUCCCAGAACAUUUCCAUUGUCCAUCCUGAAUACUUUUUCAUCAUUGGACUUACAGGCAUACCGUACAGCAACUAUUACUAUACAUUCUUAUUUAUCAUUUAUUUUAUAACUGUAAUUGGGAACUCUACAGUCCUUCUCGUUAUAGCUCUUGACCGAAGCCUGCACAGUCCAAAGUACAUUGGUGUGUUUAACUUGGCCUUGGCUGAUAUUUGUGAAACUAAUGCACUGAUUCCUAACAUGAUGAAAACUUUUCUGUUUGAUUCACAGUACAUCUCCUUCAAUGCUUGUUUGGUAAACAUGUUUUUUGUGUUUCUCUUUAGUGCCACGCAGAGUCUGACUCUUGUUGUUAUGGCAUAUGAUCGUUUAAUUGCAAUUUGUUUGCCACUGAGAUAUCAUGUUUUUGUGAACAAUACCAAUAUGUGUUUACUUUUCUCAGCAAUUUUUUUAUUUAAUUUUAGCAUUGUGACCAUGAUGGUGUCUUUGAUCACUCGAAUUUCAUUCUGUAAAACCAAUGUAAUACAGAGUUAUUUUUGUGACCAUGGACCGAUGUAUAGGUUGGCAUGUAAUGACAAUAGCAUUAAUAAGAUUAUGGGACUUCUCUACACAUCUUUAUACCUUAUAGCACCAUUGCUCAUUAUAAUCCUGUCAUAUCUGUGCAUUUUUUAUGUUGUAAGCAAAAUUGCAACUUGGGAAGGACGUUUAAAAGCACUGAAGACCUGUGUUUCGCACCUGUUGUUAGUAGGAAUAUACUAUAUCCCAAUAUUCUUUACAUACCUUGCUUCUUUUUGGGUUUUAUUGAUUUAUAGCACUCCAAAUUCCAGAAUCAUCAGCACAUCUCUGGCAUAUGCUGUUCCAGCAAUGCUAAAUCCCAUAAUUUAUGUUUUAAACACCGCUGAAAUCAGAGACAAAAUUCGAAAAGUGCUUAAAAACAGAUCUGCACCAACUGGAAUUAUUUCAAAAUGAAUAAAAU
This is a messenger RNA of Ctenopharyngodon idella (grass carp), 1000 nucleotides long. RefSeq names its product olfactory receptor 52E4-like. The record is from RefSeq and is a predicted model, not a curated record. The transcript has a single exon. Gene Ontology annotation, cellular component: membrane. Gene Ontology annotation, molecular function: G protein-coupled receptor activity; olfactory receptor activity. The coding region runs from base 7 to 993 and encodes 328 amino acids. Gene Ontology annotation, biological process: G protein-coupled receptor signaling pathway. NCBI's taxonomy places the organism in Eukaryota, Metazoa, Chordata, Actinopteri, Cypriniformes, Xenocyprididae.